AGCUGCUGCUGCUGCAGGCGCCUCUCAUCAUCCGUCUUCAGCGCCUGACGCACAGGGGAUGCGCCAUGAGUAACUCCCCGCGCUCCUCACCGGCACCUGGCUGCGAGAGAAGCGUGCAGAAAGCGGAGCUCAGCAGCCGCAGAUCUUGACUUCAUAGAUUGUGGUUAGGAAAACAGAUAACGGGCUCCUGGCAUCUCCAAUCACUUUGAGCGGUGCUGGAGUCUGCAGCUCUCUGGAAGUAAAUGUGAGAGGAACUGGACUCUCUAACAGGUUGUUCAGAUAUUCUUCACUCUAAAAGGGGCUCUAGGAGCACAACCAAGGAUGCUAUUUCCCAGAUGGUGACUUCGAAAGGGUUGGAUGGAGAGCUGGUCGAAUGUCAGCGGGAACUAUCGUUAUAACUGGAGGCAUUCUUGCUGGGGUGAUACUGCUGUGCAUCGUAGCAGUUCUCUGUUACUGUAGACUGCAGUAUUACUGCUGUAAGAAAAAUGAGUCUGAGGCGGAUGUGGGCUCAACGGCAGGAGCAGAUCCUCUGUCUCACUUUCCCUGCAACGCGUGCAACGCCCUCGCAAUGGACGGGACCGACAUCACCCCGGUCUCCCUGGAUCAGCUGGACUCAGGUUCACAGCACAACACCUGCCCCACAUGUUCGCCAUACCCCAUCCGCUCUGGACUUGCAGACGAUGUGCGUAACGGAGGGGAGCGGCUUGGCUUCCACACCUACUAUGAAAACAUGUCUGCCUCUCUUCCUCUACCUGUAAACCCACAGCGUUCCUCACCUUUGAGCUACUACAGCCCCACAGACGUUUUCCCUUCCCCGCCACGCCCCUAUAGCACCGACGUCUGACUCUCUGAUCACCAGUAACCAUUUUCCACGCAAAUACCCCAACAUGGUUAACUUGUAAAUGCCUCUUAGUACUGAAAUCAGGUGAUUUCUUGAAACAUGGCACAAUUAUACCUAGAUCAUUGCACAAUCUGACUUUAGUCACAGUCACCCACAAGCUCAGCCCACUGAUAGUGCUCCUGUGUGGGCAACAAAUUCAUGCAGCAGCCUACAAACGCUGCAGCAAGAUUAUUUCCACUUCAGUAAAUGGCACAAAUUGUGUCGUCCAAGGCUAAAUCCUGUCUUGCUAAUGUGAAAACAUUGGAGGUAUAAUCUCUGUACCAUCGCAGAUGUGGAAGCAUUCACACCUCAUGCCGAUUGAUCCCCAAAUUAAUAUUUUGGAAUAGUGAACCAGUAAAUAUUAAGCAUUAUUUUAUGGAAGUAAAUCUGUAGAAUAGGGGAAAAUUCCUUUUACCAACAAAUGAAUCAUAUUUUAGAAGCUGAUUUCUUUCUUGUGUCAUAAUGGUCUAAAUAACACUGAUCUUCCACAGAAGGGUUUUCUUCUCUGACACCACCUCAUGCUAUCCCUUACAAAACCUCUGUCAUCUACUUUAAAGUCUCCUCUUUUACGCAAACCUGUAUCAAUAUGCUGCAGACCUAGAAUUCAAUCUAUAGAGCUACAAACACAUGGGCUUCCACUGCCAAUAGGUAUAUGUGCACACCAAUUAUUGGUAGAGGUGCACAGAAAUAUCAGAUUUAUGAGAUGUAGGAUGAGGAUUUUUUUUGUGUGAAAUAAAUUGCUUUUAGAUCUAAUGUUGAUGUCAUGCUUCUUAUCCAAAACUAAAACCAAGGAAAUUCCUUUCUUUCACUUCUAGCUCUAAUGUCAAAUCUCUGUGCUGUUUUUCUGUAUCAGCAUGAAAUCUAAUCCAAACCGAGAGUAAAAAUCAGAUUAGCAGUGAAGAGCAGUUGAGGCACAUGAUUGAUCUGUCUUCAUGUGUUGUUUUAUCUCACAACAGGAUUCUCCUCCACAUCACCCCCUCAGUUUAGUUUCUAUUUGCCGUUCCUCUUCCCCUUUCUGCAUGUUAACUAAGACAAAAGGAAAAUGUGUGAACCCCAGCCUCCCUCCCCCUCCAUCUUACAGUACAUGAGGGCUACCAGUUUUCUUUGUGCAGUCGUUUGCCAGUAAUUGAAACUCCUUAAAGGAGUUGAAACAGGGAAGGUAAAGGGGAGUUUUUUAUGCAGUUUUGUGCAUCUUGCAGUUUCUACCGGUUAGUUUCAGUAAACAAGGAAAGUCUCAAGUGUUUUAAUUGUGACCUUUGUUGUGAUGAAGUGCAAGAAAACCAGGCUGUCAAAAUGGGAUGUUUGUUUCACUGUCUGCUGUUUAAUUUGGUGCUUUUGGCCUUUUCUUGGGUAAAUACAGACAAAGAAAGAGAAAUUCCUGGGAUUUUUUAAAAUUGUGAUAAAAGAGCGACAAAUAAAAAAACAUAAACUGAAAUUAUGUACCGUAUUUUAGUGAUGUUAAAGCCACGGAUGCAGUAUUAUUAUACAGUUUAUGCCUGAAUUUGUCUAUUUUUGUGAAAAGUAUCUAAUUUCCUCUUCUUCCGUUUUACUUUCUCUUCUUACUUGUGAAAUGUGUAUUCAGAGGCAACAUUUUACUGUCACAAAUUAUAUUAAGGGGGGUUUUCAGAGAUUUAGUUUCUAAUCCCAGUAGAGUGCCUUGCAAAGUAUUCAUACCCCUUUACUUUUCAGCAGUCCCAAAUAUUAAAUAUUUAUCAAAUAUUUGGGGGAUUUAUGUGAUAGAUCAAUGGAAAUUAGUGUAUAUUGUGAAAUGAUUGAAAUAAUUUUAGUAUUUAAAUUGAUUUGUUUAUAUUAAAAUUAACAUCUGAAGUCUGACCUACCGUUUUUGUAACCCCAGGUUUAGAUUUUUUUUUUUUUUUUGGAUAGAAAAAUAAAAAACAGUGAAGAGGAAUUCUGCAUUAAAUUAAUUCUCAAUUAGAUUCGGAUCUGGACUUUGAAGCCUGACCUAUCCAAACUGUUCCCUUUGAUCUGGCUGUUAGUUAAGGACCUUUUUUUUCAUCUUGCUGGAAGUGAAACAUCUGCUCUUCUAAGGCUGUUCCAGUAUCUAGCAUCAUUUAUCCAAAUAGGACAUUCCCCACAGUCAUGCUGCCAUCGCCAUGCUUGAUUGCAGAAUGUCUGUCCACUAGACUUUCUUCCACACUCUCAAGACUUCCUACAUGACUGUAGCAAACUUAACACCUGAGCUGUGGAUCCCAAUAGAUCCCCCAAAGAGAAAAUUUUUUCAGUUAUUUGCGUGUCCGAUUUUUGCCCUUGUGCAGUCAUGGCAGUUUUUUCAUCAUCUUUUCAUUUCACCGCUCAGUGACACAUUUAGCAGCCUUGGAUGUUUUUAUUUCCUUAACUUCAUUAUGUAGAUUAUUUUGCUAAUGUUCUGCAACAAACCUCUGGGCCUUCACAGAGCAACUGGUUUAAAUCUGAGAUCAUACAACUAAAUCUGCUAUUUGCCGUUUAGAAGAAAAUUUGACUUCAGGGUUGCAGAGUAAAAAGGGAAGGAAUUUAAAUAAGCACCAAUUAUUUUAGAUUUGUAGGACAUAUUAUGUCAUUUUCUUUCAAUGCUUGCCAUUAUGCAUUACUUUACAUUGUUCUAUCACAGAAAAGUUUAGCAAAAUCCACUGAAGGGUAUGAAUACUUCUGUAAGGGGCUGCUCCAACUCUAUAUCACAACGUUCACACCGUGCUUUAUCACAUCCUGUGCUGAUCCAUGUUUUUAACAGAUCUAUGUCCCACGACAAAACCACCACAUACAAUCAAUUACUGGUUUUUAUUUUCUGUUUCAAAUUAGCUUUCUGGUUUACAUAAUAUACUCUGACCAAGCAAAAUAUUCCAAUAUCUGGUAGAAUGAGCUUUGUACUUUUUGUUUGGUUUUAUUUAAUUUUCUGACCUUUCUUUCAAAUGUAUUGGUACAUUUUUUUUAUUUAGUACACCCUGUUAGAGUAAUAAAACCCAUCUUGUCUCUAUUAAUCUAUUUCUCACCUUUUUUCUUCUUCUUU
Cyprinodon variegatus (sheepshead minnow) is the source of this 3884-nucleotide messenger RNA. RefSeq names its product protein FAM163A-like. The coding region runs from base 374 to 844 and encodes 156 amino acids. The record is from RefSeq and is a predicted model, not a curated record. The transcript is spliced from 4 exons. NCBI's taxonomy places the organism in Eukaryota, Metazoa, Chordata, Actinopteri, Cyprinodontiformes, Cyprinodontidae.